AUGAUCUCUCCCGCGUCAAUCGCUCUGCCAUACUCGAAGGAAUUGGCAGGCUUCAGUGCCCCAAUGGAAGGUGUUGACAUCUUCUACCACUUCAUUGGUUUCUUUGCAAGUCAAGCAGAGUUGGAUUCUGGGAUGAGGUUCCUUUACUGUGCAGCAUGUGUGUGCUAUAUCCUUGAUGACUGGUCCACAGUGAACAUUCAUACUAUGGCUCAGUAUAUCCACUCCUCAACUACCCAAGUGAAGAUCAUCUGCCUGGGGGAGCAUGAGGAGAAUCGAGUGGCUUGCUCUGAUGCUCGGGAAUAUUCUUGUGGCAAGAUCUGCAACCGUCUUCUGGCUUGCACACGACAUGUGUGUCAUUUGGAGUGCCAUGUUGUGGAAGGAGCUCCUAAUUCUGAUCAAGCUGGAAAGAACUGUGAAAGCUGUGAGCGGGACUGUGAAUUGCCCCGCCCUGAAGGCUGCCAGCAUCCAUGUAAGAAGGGCAAGUGCCAUCCUGGUGAAUGCCCACCAUGUCGACAGCCCAUGCGGAUCCUGUGCCACUGUGGCCUCACCCAACUUUAUGUCCGCUGCUGUGAGUGGAACAACUCUGCUGAUGCCGACCGCAAUGCUCAGAAGUCAUGCAAAAACCAAUGUCCUAAGCAGGAACUAGAACUGAAGCAAGAGAAGGAGCGGGAAGAAACUGAACAACGAGAGAGAAAGGAAGCUGAGCUCAUCCAAAGGAAGUUGGAAGGAGCACGGAAGAAACGAAAACCCAAGAAGAGUGUUUCAGAUGAUGAUUCUCUCCAAAAGGAUCGUUGGUGGAAGGACACUAAAAUUAUAUUAUCUGGGGCCUUUCUAGCUGCUGCUUUUGCCAUUGGCUUGUAUUUUUACAUACAGUAAAGUGUGCCACACAUUUCAUCUGUGAUGAGUAGCUCUGAGUUUUCUACUUCCUUUUCAUUCCUGAUCAUUGCACUCCUGGUUGCUGGUUCCGUAUUUUGAGAGUUGGUGUGAAAUUGGGUGGGGUAAUGAUGAGUUAUCAGAGUGCAUGUGUUCCUACAUAUGUUUCAUUCACUCAAAGAAAAGCUAAUAACACAAGCAGAUAUAAUUUUUUAGAGUCAUAAAGAUAUCCAUGGUGCACACAGUAAUAUGGUCACAAUCUACAAAAAAAAAAAACCUGAAAGGCACAUUGAUUCUGAAUUGCACUAAAUCAAUAUCACAGGAAAUGAUGAUCUUGUAGACAGAGUUCCCCACAAAGUGUGCAUGCAGCCUCAAGGUUUUCCUCAACUGCAGAUUCACUUUACCUUUGUUUGACCCCCUACUCCUCACACGCAUUACCAUCUGUCUUAAAGUUGGUAGCUCACCUGGAACAACCUAUCUUACUCCCUCUCCAACUUUUUCAUGAGCAUUGAAACAAAACCAUCUGAGUAGAGCUAGGAGUAGCAAAGAUACAGUUAAAAUCCUGCUCUCUUCUCAAACUCUACAAACUUCCACCACUAGUUUGUUUGCUUUGAGAAAUUUUUGUGGGGAACUCUGUUAUGACACUAUCCUCAGCUGUAGUACUUGUCUGCACUCUUUUCCAAUGCAUCCAAAAUGGCUUUCCUGUAUGAAAAAAAAGAUGCAUUGUAUACAUCAUCCAAGAAUAAAAAAAUAUAUGUUUCUGCUA
Darwinula stevensoni is the source of this 1639-nucleotide messenger RNA. NCBI's taxonomy places the organism in Eukaryota, Metazoa, Arthropoda, Ostracoda, Podocopida, Darwinulidae. The record is from the annotation of a GenBank genome assembly.